UCAAUCAGCUUUAAUUGUGACAGAUUGUAAAUAAAAGAAACAAUAUUUCUAACAGAAAGUACUGUAGUUUUACAUGUUUGAUUCCUAUUUGCCUGAGUGAAAAGAAAAAAAAGUAAUCUCUUCCUAAGUGUGUGUGUUUGUGAGACUGCCAAAAAUAUCUUUAAUGUCUCAUUUUUCCCUCCAACUUCACAAAUGGUUUUCAUAUAUGUUGCCAUGCCACAAUUUCAUAAUGAAGAACUAUAAUACAAUUUUUUCCGACACGUUAUCUCAGCAAAUCGGUGAAGAGUUCUAUUACAAAAGCGAGACAAGACUGUGUACAGUGCACCUUAAGAAAAACCCUGCGUUGGACGUGAUUGGCAAAGACAUUAUUCUAUCCUUGGUACCCUGCCGUUCCGGGAUUACAGUGACGUCACGCUGAUACCCUCGCAUGGAUGAAUGCUAAAGAACUAUAGAGCCACAAAUAAUAGCACAAGCAGAGUCCAUAUCUUGCAAGUCUUACGUUAUCCUUUAAGCCUCCUUCAGCUAACACAACAACAAUUUUUUUUUGCACUUAAUGACGCUUAAUUUCAUUUCUUAUCGGGUCCUUGGGGGGGAUUAUUCAUUCAUAUAAAACAAUCUGCAGCUGGUGCCAUCCUAAAGUCUCCCUCCUAUGAGUGAAGUCAUCUAUUAUUGAGCGAAAGGCCGUGCGUGGAAAUAUGUGUAAGACGGUGGAUUUGAAGUAGAAUUGGUUGCAAUCGAUCAAGGGUGAAGAAUAUUGCUGAUGGUAACAAAAGAAGCAGCUAUGUCUUUCUCGCAAUUUGGAUACCCUUACAAUGCAACUUCACAGUUUUUCGUGUCGGCAAACCCCAGUACGACUUGCUGCGAUUCGAUUUCCAGGUCGGUCUCUGACGGGACAGGCGGCUCCCAGACCGCCGCUGCCGCCGCCGCCGCUGCCUCCUUCUGCUGCCCGUCCUACGAGAACCGGAUCCUGGCGAGCAGCCGGACGGAGCUGAACGCAGCGCUGGGGAUGUACAGCUCUCCCUACGCCGCAGCGGCUGCAGCCAGCCAGAACUACGCCAACUACUUCCCCUACAGCACCGACCCAUCCGCUAUCUACUCCACCCUGAAUCCACAGUACGACAUUAAGGACAGCACAGGCACUUUACACUCUGGCAUCACUCAAACAGCUGCAUACUAUCCAUACGACCAUUCACUGGGACAGUAUCAAUAUGACAGAUAUGGGACAGUCGACUUUAAUGGCACAGCCAGGAGAAAGAACGCAACUCGUGAAACCACCAGCACCCUGAAAACAUGGUUGUAUGAGCACCGCAAGAACCCCUACCCCACCAAGGGGGAGAAGAUCAUGCUGGCCAUCAUCACCAAAAUGACCCUCACCCAAGUGUCCACGUGGUUCGCCAACGCCAGGAGGAGGCUAAAGAAGGAAAACAAGAUGACCUGGUCGCCAAAGAACAAGGCCAACGAUGACAGGAAGGAUGAUUUUAACAAGAGCGACCAAGAGUGCGUCACCAAAGAUUCUAGUGAUUGCAAGGAAGAGAAGGAUCUGCAUCUAAGUGAUCUGGAUGACAUGGAUGAUGACGACUGUGACAAGCUGGACAGUGACAGCGAAAAGGCAACUGCAGAUGAGCAGGACCUCCAGAGGGCCAUGGCAGCUUCUGGAACCCCUCAAAAGAGAGACUGCAGCUCGGAGCUGCACCUGAGUUUAACUAACAGCUUCCAUGCGUUCCCCUGUGCCAUCAAAAGUGUCACCACCCUCCCUCCUCUCCCAUCUGACUUCCUGGAUCCAGUGGUAUCCAAGGCACCCUCCUCGACCGGCCCUGCAGGGACAGUGUCCCUGUCUCACUUUGAGGCAUCAGAUAAGCCUCGGAUUUGGUCUCUGGCUCGCACAGCGGCUUCGGGGGUCAUACUGAGCCAUCAGCAGCAUGGCUCAGAGCUGAGGACAGGCAACUCAAGCGGAGACUGCCAGCUCCAGAGCGCCAGGCUUACAGGGGCUCUUAGUGGACAGUGUGGGGGCAUGAGAGGCCUCCAUGAAUCUAGCAGUGUCACAAAUACUGAGAGCCCCUUCCCCGAGGGCUCGUCCUUGCACUCUAAAGUCUAUGGCACUGGCAGCUACAGUCACAAGGACCUCCAGCUGCACUGUUCAUCCUAUGCUGCACUCCCAGACACAUGUCAGUACUCCAACAUUGAAGGAUUCUCUGGUGGCAAAGCAGAGACACAGUCAUCUGACCUCAGUGAAGCCUGCGGGACCGUGCAAAAUGACAAGGUCACUGCGUUCAGACCAGUUAUGAAAAGGUGAAGCAGAUUGCUGGAAACUGCACCACAAUAAAAAAAUGGGACAUUUAUUAUGCACUAAAGGACACACUGGCCGAGUAGCGGCCUCAAUAUGACACAUGGGAGCUACCUGGCGCUGCUGCAGUGAGAGCUGUCAAACUGUGGACGUGGCUAUCAUUUUGCACAACUUUGUUUUUAUGGUGUUAAAGACUUUAUGCAAAAAUCCUACAUGCAAAGGUACGAGAAUGGCCAAAUAAAAAAAACGGCCGAAUUUGUGUAUGGCAAUCGUGUAGAGUAGCAAACCUAUUUAUUUCUCUAUAUGUAUUUAUUAUUUUUGUUAUGUUGUCCGUUUGUUUAUAAUCUGAUGUGUUUAUUUGUUGAAUUCGUAUCUCCUUUGAGUAUUUUGUCACAUGUUACGUUUUACUGUGGCUUCGUGUCAUUUUUGCCUGAUGUAAAAGAGAAAAAGCUUGUCGGACAUAAAGAUUGACCAUAAAAGGACCGGAUCCCCUGUGUUGCGCGUUGACCUGGAGGAUUUUUUUGUCAUUGUGUGUUUUAAACUGUGAGCUUCUUCUGUGUUUUGCCAUUCGUGGCAUUUUUUUAAGAAUACAUUUUUAGCAAGA
Messenger RNA from Plectropomus leopardus (leopard coralgrouper), 2888 nucleotides. RefSeq names its product iroquois homeobox 6a (gene irx6a). Lineage: Eukaryota; Metazoa; Chordata; Actinopteri; Perciformes; Serranidae. The record is from RefSeq and is a predicted model, not a curated record. Gene Ontology annotation, biological process: neuron differentiation; cell development; regulation of transcription by RNA polymerase II. Gene Ontology annotation, molecular function: RNA polymerase II cis-regulatory region sequence-specific DNA binding; DNA-binding transcription factor activity, RNA polymerase II-specific. Gene Ontology annotation, cellular component: nucleus.